Messenger RNA from Thlaspi arvense, 1723 nucleotides. The record is from the annotation of a GenBank genome assembly. NCBI's taxonomy places the organism in Eukaryota, Viridiplantae, Streptophyta, Magnoliopsida, Brassicales, Brassicaceae.
AGCAAAGAAAACGAAAAGAAACAAAAUAUUAAAAAACAAAAACAAAAGUUGAAAGAAGAGUAGUAGUUAGAACGUCAGAGCUCCUUCCCAGGAAGCUUUCAUCAUCCAUCGAAAAUGGCAGAUUCAAGAAUCGGUCAAACUCUGCCUCCCAUUCCAAAUUCCAAACCUUUUCCUUCUUCUUUAUUUACAAACCCAACAAACUCAUUGUCCCCAAAUCCCUAACUCCUCGAUCCCCUUGUUCUUCCUUUGUCUGAAUCCAUCUUCUUCCACUAAUCUAAACCCUAGAAACAGAGAGAAACAGAGUUUACUCAAUUUCUCACUCUUUGCUCUGUUUCCAAUGGCUUGUUUCUUGAAUUGCGUCCGGUUCGAUGUCUCCAAGAGAAUCACCGACAAACCCACAAGCAAAGGGGAAUCUUUAACCGUCUCCGGCGUCACCUGUUACAGCUGGGAUGACGUGGAAGCUCUCACUUCCAAUUUCUCUAGACUCAUUGGUUCCGGUGGCUACAGCAGUAUCUACAUGGCUCGCUCAUCUACUACCUCCGGUGGCUCUGACAAGGCGGCUCUCAAGGUGCACGUUAGUAGCCACCGUCUCUACAAGAUCUUUAGAGUCGAGCUUGAUAUCUUGCUCCGUCUUCAUCAUCCCAACAUUGUCAAACUUCUCGGCUAUUUCGACGAUUCUGAGGAAAAUGGCGCUCUUCUUCUCGAAUAUCUUCCUCAAGGGAAUCUACAGGAGAAGCUACAUAGCAACAGCAAGCAAGUCUUGCCUUGGAGGAACCGUAUAGCCAUUGCGUUUCAGCUACUUCAAGCCAUUGAACACAUUCACGACAAAAUUAGCCCUCAGAUCGUUCAUGGAGACAUCAAAUCCUCCAACAUACUCCUAGACAAGAACUUGAACUGUAAGCUAUGCGAUUUCGGGUCAGCGAAAGUUGGUUUCUCUUCAAUGGUUCAGCCUUCUACGAUGUUGCCAAGAUCUAGACAAGUUACAAUGGUGGGAUCUCCUGGUUACACGGACCCUCACUACUUGAGAACCGGGAUUGCUUCAAAGAAGAUGGAUAUGUAUGGGUUUGGAGUCGUGGUUCUUGAAUUGGUUUCAGGGAAAGAAGCGUUUUCUGCUGAGAGAGGCGAGAUGCUGGUUCAUAUAGCUGCUCCACUUAUCAAUGAGAGUCUUGAUUCAAGUGUAGACAUCGCUGGAGAGAGUGUGAGACAGUUUUUGGAUCCGAGGCUGUCAAGAGAUAGUGUUGAUAUUGAUGAAGUGAAGACAAUGCUGAAUGUGGCUGCACUUUGUAUCAGUAGCCCACCAUCUUUAAGACCUUCUGCUGCUCUAGUUGCGGAAACUCUUAAACAGAACAUACCAUCUUUAAGUUUUCUUGGUUGUGGUAAAGGAGUGUGAAUUAAUGGCCGUCCAAAGAUUUCGGUUUAGGUUAGAUUUCUUUUGUGUGAGACGACGACACUGUACAGCUUGUGUGCAUUGAGGAGCUCUUCGGAAACAAGAAAGAAGAAAAACCAUGUAAAUAGUUUGUUUUGUUUUUUUUGUAUGUGAAUAGCAUUUCGUGUAAUUAUCAUUGAACAGUAUUUUGAACCGUUGUUUGACUGUUCUGUGUGAAAAAAUCUUAGAGAGAAAGAGAACUUUUCUUCAUGUCAAUGUAAUUUAAAAGUCUCACUUGAAGGAGAAGCAUAUGAAUAUGAUAUUGUGAUGAUGAAGCAAAGUUUAUGUGACUUGUAG